Messenger RNA from Parnassius mnemosyne (clouded apollo), 249 nucleotides. NCBI's taxonomy places the organism in Eukaryota, Metazoa, Arthropoda, Insecta, Lepidoptera, Papilionidae. The record is from the annotation of a GenBank genome assembly.
AUGUUCAAGUUGUUCAUCUUCAUGUGCUUCCUUGCCCUGGCUGCCGCUAAGCCCGGCGUGUAUUCAGUAGCCUACACCGCACCAGUGGCAGCGGCGUACACUGCGCCUGUGGCUGCAGCGUACACUGCACCCGUGGCUGCAGCGUACACUGCACCCCUCGCAUACUCCGCCUACUCAGCCUACACCGCGCCCGUAGCUUAUUCAGCAUACACUUACGCUUCUCCCUACUCUUACUUCUUACGUCGUUGA